Molecule: messenger RNA, 722 nt
Organism: Anarrhichthys ocellatus (wolf-eel)
Lineage: Eukaryota; Metazoa; Chordata; Actinopteri; Perciformes; Anarhichadidae
Product: fibroblast growth factor 12-like
Exons: 3
Molecular function (GO): growth factor activity
Source: RefSeq, a predicted model, not a curated record
UGUUGUUGUGUUUCAGAGCAGCUGAAGGGCAUCGUGACGCGCCUCUUCAGCGAGCAGGGCUUCUACCUGCAGAUGCAGCCUGAUGGAGCCAUCAGUGGAAACAAGGACGAGAACAGCGACAACACUCUGUUUAAUCUGAUCCCAGUAGGUUUGAGGGUUGUGGCCAUGCAGGGAGUGAAGGCUGGACUCUACGUGGCCAUGAACGCAGAGGGAUUCCUCUAUACAUCAGUAAGAAAACCUGUCUGUCUGUCUGCUUCUCUGUCUACCUGUCUGUCUUCAUUUUGUUUUGGAGGUUUCUUCUCAAAAUUCAGCAGCUUAAAAUCAUGUCGGGCUUCUAGCAGUAAAAUAUGCAAUGUGUCUUUGACACUGUUGAUGUUCAUCUUGUGUUGUGAUCCCCCCCCCCCCCCCCCAUCAGUCUGCAUGUAUAAGGAGCCGUCGCUCCACGAGCUCGAGGAGAAGCUGCUGAAGUCGUCGCGGAGCCCAACGAUCAACAGCGAGGAGCGGAGGGUGAUGAAGGAGCAGGAGGAGGAGCAGGAGGAGGAGCAGGAGGAGGAGGAUGACCUCACAGAGCGGGACGGAUCAUAGCCUGCAGCGCCCCCUACAGGAGGAGGAGGAGGCAAACUCCCAUUUUAACACUCCCUCUGUUUAGCAACAACGACGACAACAAAACCGCCACGACGACGACGACGACAAAAACAAAGAAAACAAAAGCAGCUAAAAAA